Messenger RNA from Acomys russatus (golden spiny mouse), 2190 nucleotides. RefSeq names its product MYCL proto-oncogene, bHLH transcription factor (gene Mycl). The transcript is spliced from 3 exons. The coding region runs from base 191 to 1390 and encodes 399 amino acids. NCBI's taxonomy places the organism in Eukaryota, Metazoa, Chordata, Mammalia, Rodentia, Muridae. The record is from RefSeq and is a predicted model, not a curated record. Gene Ontology annotation, molecular function: DNA-binding transcription factor activity, RNA polymerase II-specific; RNA polymerase II cis-regulatory region sequence-specific DNA binding; protein dimerization activity. Gene Ontology annotation, biological process: regulation of transcription by RNA polymerase II.
CCACCCCCCCUCCUGGUCCCCAAGCCCCGGGCACGCGACGAGAUAUAAAGCAGUCCGGAAACAAUGCGCCUGCAGAUCGCGCUCCCGCGUCGAUCCCGGGAGCGUCCUGGCUGCUGUGUGCGAGCGAGGCGGGGGGAGCGCGCACGGGGGGCGCGCUCGUGAGUGCGGGGCCACGCGCUCGGUGGCGCGCAUGUGUGUGUGUGCGGGCUGCCGGGCUUCCCCGAGCCGGCGGGGAGCCGCUCCGCUCCAGGUGGCGGGCGGCGGGAGCGAGGGAGCGGACAUGGACUUCGACUCGUACCAGCACUAUUUCUACGACUAUGACUGCGGAGAGGAUUUCUACCGCUCCACGGCGCCCAGCGAGGACAUCUGGAAGAAAUUCGAGCUGGUGCCGUCGCCCCCCACGUCGCCUCCCUGGGGCUCCGGUCCCGGCGCCGGGGACCCAGCCUCUGGGAUUAGUCCCGGGGAGCCGUGGCCCGGAGGGGGUGCCGGGGACGAGGCGGAAUCUCGGGGCCACUCGAAAGCUUGGGGCAGGAAUUAUGCUUCCAUCAUCCGUCGUGACUGCAUGUGGAGCGGCUUCUCCGCCCGGGAAAGGCUGGAGAGAGUGGUGAGCGACAGGCUCGCCCCAGGCACGCCCCGGGGGACCCUGCCCAAAGCUCCGGCUAUCCCCGACGGUACUCCUGGUCUGGAAACCAGUAACCCGACGCCUGCCACCCCGUGUCAGCUGGGCGAGCCCAAGACCCAGGCCUGCUCCGGGUCCGAGAGCCCCAGCGACUCCGAAGGUGAAGAGAUCGACGUGGUGACGGUGGAGAAGAGGCGAUCCCUGGACAUCCGGAAGCCGGUCACCAUCACGGUGCGAGCAGACCCCCUGGACCCCUGCAUGAAACACUUCCACAUCUCCAUCCACCAACAGCAGCAUAACUAUGCUGCCCGUUUUCCUCCAGAAAGUUGCUCUCAAGAGGGGGCUCCAGAGAGGGGUCCCCAGGAAGAGGCUCUGGAGAUAGAAGCUCCCAAGGAAAAAGAGGAGGAGGAGGAGGAAGAAGAGGAGGAGGAAGAGAUUGUGAGCCCCCCACCUGUGGAAAGCGAAGCUCCCCAGUCCUGCCACCCCAAACCUGUCAGCUCCGAUACCGAGGAUGUGACCAAGAGGAAGAAUCAUAAUUUCUUGGAACGAAAAAGAAGGAAUGACCUCCGUUCACGGUUCCUGGCCCUGCGGGACCAGGUGCCCACCCUGGCCAGCUGCUCUAAGGCCCCCAAAGUCGUGAUCCUAAGCAAGGCGUUAGAAUACUUGCAGGCUCUGGUCGGGGCUGAAAAGAAGAUGGCUACAGAGAAAAGGCAGCUCCGGUGUCGGCAACAGCAACUGCAAAAAAGAAUCGCGUACCUCAGUGGCUACUAACCGACCAAAAAGCCUGACUUCUCUGUCUUUCAGACACAAGUUUAUUUUUUAACCUCUCUUUCCCUUUUAGUAAUUUGCACAUUUUGGUUAUGGUGGGGCCAGUCCAGACAGUAGACCCCAGAAUGCAUUGCAGCCAGUGCACACACAAUAAGGGCUUGCAUUCAUGGAAACCUCGAAACCCAACUCUCCCUCUUCCCCUGAUUCCUGGGAGUGCCGUCCUUCUCUGGCGCCUUUGGCUUCUCAGCAGGCAGCUGACUAAGGAGACUUGGGGUCUGCCUACCUCGCUAGCUAGCUCUGGGAGGAAAGGCUGACAGAUGCUAUGCAACAGGUGGUGGAUGAUGUCGAUGUCAGAGCUGCAGCCUGCAUGAAAUCUCACACUGUGCUGGAGCUUUAGUCUAGGAAAGGACGCUGCUCCCGCUGCUGUCUCUGGGGGAUGAUGCAAGGACAGCUGGGCCUGGAUGCUGUCCCUGAGGCUCUGUUUUCCAGGAGACAAGCGAGCUGUCCUGGGUGAAGACAAGCUCGCAGACUUGAUCAGCAUGGACCAUUACCUCACCGUCAGACACUUUACAGUAGCUGAGGAGUGGAAACCUUUAAGAUAUAUUAGAAUGUUAGGCCUCGCCCUUCCCUCCGCUCUCAAUGCUAUGGUUUUGAGAACUUUUAAAGGGCUUGGCCUGUAGAGUCUUUGUCUCAAGAGGUCUCUGGGCCUUUCAGAGAAGAACCUUUCUAUCCUCACAAGGGACUUUUUUGUUUCUUCCUGCCUUUGUUAUGCAAUGGGCACCUCAGCAUCCUUUCACGGGAGA